AUGAAUGCUAUGCCCAAUGUCUCUAUUGCUAUGAUGGGGAGCAGCCAGGACUUCCUGCACAGAAAGGGAGGGAGGUGCAGCCUUUCGGUCCCUGAACGAAUGAAGCAAGAGUCGUGUCCACAUGCUUGGAACAAAGCUGAAGCUGUUUAGGAUGGGUGUCGGCCUUUGGCGCUGAUGCAUGUUGUCUCUGCUCCUGCUUCUGAUUUUCGUGGGCAGAAUAUCAAGGCUGAGCUGUGGCCGGGAGGCCAUGCGGGAGAUCAUGCACAGCACAACUGGAUGUGGAAAAUGGAUGGAUGGCUUUAUGAAUGAAGAGAAAUAAGCAGAGAGAGGAGUAAUUAAGUUUGCAUAUUGCAUACAAAAUUGAUUUCAUAUAAUUUCCAUAGAAAGAAGUGGGCAGAUACUUUUACAGGACGGGAUACAAGCAUAAACACACUAAUAUGCAGUAUUCAUUAAUGUUCUGUUUUAACUAUGAAGGAACAGAAACAGGAAAACCACAGAGAAAUCAUUAGCGCUUUAUCUGGGCCUUUAAUAACCCUGCUUUUCCGCCACAUUUAUGUCAAAAACUAUAUAAAUCAGUUAUGCAUCCCCAGUGUGUCUCGGCAUGAACAGAGAAGGCGGGGAGACCAGUGCUCUCUCACAUUCCUCCCUAAAUUGACAGAGAGCAUGUGAUUAACAUUGUUAAUUUAACAUACCCCAUCAGCAGUGAGCGAAACAGCCGCACGCAGCAAAGACUCCCAGCAGCAGGAACUCCUCAAAGGUCAGUGUUCCACAGCUGUAGAGCAGGGCCCCUGCCCAAGAGCCAGAGCUGAAGUGAAGACGGCACCAUAUCCAUCACUGCCAUGAACAAGAAACUGGACCUAUCCAAGCUGACAGAUGAGGAGGCCAAGCAUGUGUGGAAGGUUCUACAGCGUGAUAUGGAACUGAGGAAAACAGAGGAGAACAGACUGGGGGAUCUGAAGACCAAGAUCGAAAAGGAAGACUCCAAGCGGGAGCUUCUGGCCAGCCAGCCCAGCUUGACCGCAUCCUACUGCAUUCACUGCCUGCAACCCUUCAAGUUCCUUGUGAACAGUCGCCGGCAAUGUGCAGACUGCAAGCUCUACAUGUGCAAAAGCUGCAGCCACUACAUCAAGAAGGAGAGGAGCUGGGUUUGCGAUCCCUGCUGCAUGUCCAGGGUAUUGAAGACAGGCACGUUGGACUGGUUCCAUAACAACAUUCGUUCCCGAUUCAAGCGAUUCGGCAGUGCUAAGGUGAUGCGGUCGCUCUCCAAGAGGCUGAAUGGGGAGCAGGGCUUGCUGAUGGACCUGAGAGGUCCCCGUGAUGAUGAUACACACAGCACGGCUGACAUUCGCCACAACUAUGAUGGUCAUGAAGAGGAUGAAGCAUUAGAUGGUCAGCGUUACAGGAUGAUGCGGAAAACCAAGCGUCUCCUCUCCGUCCACCCACUGGAUUUUGAUAUGGAGCAGGAUUGCUCCAGCCACUCCCGCCGACAGUCUGUCCAGGUACUGGAGGAACAAUACAGGCCAAGGAAUGAUCCUGAGUUUAACACAGAGGUACAGCUCCACUACAGCCGCAGGAAGAGCCUGGACAAACUGUCUCGUUAUGAUGAGGGCCAUUUCCCAGACCAUCGGAUAAUGCGUACCCGCUCGCUAUCCAAGAUUGGGACAUUCCAGCGCUACCCUCACUGCGAGCCGGACACCUCAGAAGAAGAGGGAAGCGAGCGCUUCCCCAUGUUCCAGCUGCCCCCACGGCGACGUAGCCGCGCCUCAUCCCAGGAGAAUGUGCACCAGAGUGUUCCGCCGAUGACUGAGCUGUCCAAGCGCAUGGAAGCCAUUGAAAGCCUCUUGAGUCGUCUGGAGCAGAAGAUGAUCGAACCUCCUCAGCAGCUGGACUCUCACCCUGCAGUGGACCUAGAAGAAGUGAAGCUGAGCAGGAAGUUACAGGAGCUGACUGGAAAUAUCAGCGACAAGGGCCUUUCCUCAGAGGAAGAUGAGCCCAAAGUGACCCCAACCCACAAGGAGACCCAGAGGAAAGACAGGGUGCGGGGAGAGCCAGCCCUGGUGAGCCCCAUGGCCAUGGAGAGGGUAAUGAGCUCCUCAAGUGAUGAGCAGCAAUCAGACGCUCAAAAGAGAUCCAGUGCGGCAGCCCUCUGUGACAUCACUACUGUGGUCCUAAGAACCAUAAAUGCCACUGAGAGAGCGCUGACUGAAUUGGCUCCGUCAAAGCCUAAUGACACAUACCGCUUAAUGGGGACAGAUGUAAGGCAAGCUGAUGAGGCUUACAGAACACUUGAGGAAAAUGUCUACCUGACAGCAGGCAAAUCCUACGACCUGGAGAGGAAGCUGAAGUCCCUGGAGCAGAGUGCGAAGAGCCGCUACUGCGGGUACACCGACUCCGAGCUGUCUGAGCUGGAGGACAAAGUGGCUCUGGCUGCCGCCAGAGUGCAGACCACUGAGAGCGAGGUCUCUGACAUAGAGAACAGGAUAGCUGCCCUUAGUAUGGCGGAGGUGUCAGAGAAGUCAAGGAAGAAGGUAUCCGGCGCACAGAGGCGAAUGGUCCUUAAUGACGCUCCAGCGAGAAGUGGCAAUGGAUCAGGAUCCAUUCGAAGACGGUCUUUCAUUUAAAGAACCAUCCCCUUCAAGUUUUCCACCGUCCCAGAAUACACCUUUAAGAUGUGCUUCCAUCUCUGCGCUCAGUUCCUUUGCAAUUCACUGACUCCUACUGAUUAAUAACAUUUCUUGACUUUCUGACACGUUUCUUUAUUUUAAAUGUCCGGAAAGAUGAAACAAUCCUUUAGAUCUGAGUGUUUGUUAUUCUCACCCAGAUGUAAAAACCAUCUUCUUACACUUUGUCUUUAAACCCUCCCAUGUAAUGUCUGCGGGGGCCAGAAUCUAUGUUCUUUACCACUGUGCUCUUCUGUGUUAUACAGUAACAUAUUAGUUGGUGCCUCAUGAAAUAAAAUGUGAAGUUAUCUAUAAUGAAAGUUAUUUAAGAAGAAGAUUAUAACAAAAUAAUCAUUGUAAAUCUCAAUGAGUGGGAUUUCUCACAUUAUACACAAGUUGAAGUUAUUCUGACUGAUUUAAAGUGAUUAAUGAUACAAUCUUGAUACAAUGUUGGCAAUUGUUGAAAAUUCUCUGAUACCUUCAUAUUUUCAUCUCUUCAAGCAAUAUAUGAUUGUGACUUUUUUUGUUAUUUUACAGUCUUUUUUCUCAUGUAAUUAGUGAGGACUGAAGUGUCUAGUAACCUUAUUGUCUUUUUCUCUGUUAGUAUUAAAUGGUAACAUCUGCAUUUUAAAAUACAUUUCGGCAGAUUUUAUCCAAAUUGCUUAUUGUGCUAUAUUUUCCAUCAGGAUUUCGGAACCAAAUCUGUUUAAAUGUUGCUUUUAUGCUGGACAUGUUCAGACAGAAGCACUGAAUGUAGGGUUGCUGACUUUUGCCUAACAUUCCGGAUCUUUUGUUCGCCCUCUUGCAUAUGGUGAUUGGCAUGGAUGGAUAAGGCAUUGUAUUUAAUACUAAGCUAACCAGCAAGGUCCACAUGCUCUGUGCUUGGAAGCCGCAGAGUAGCGUACAGCCUCUGGAUGUCCUCCUCAAUCAUUGUUCUCCUCAUUGCUCUGUCAUAAUUGAAUGUCUCCGAAAAGACAAAGUGAACUGGCACGGAAAGUUCUUUACGAAUAAAAAUUAUUCCAAAAAAAUAUGUUC
Molecule: messenger RNA, 3695 nt
Organism: Brienomyrus brachyistius
Lineage: Eukaryota; Metazoa; Chordata; Actinopteri; Osteoglossiformes; Mormyridae
Product: melanophilin-like
Exons: 16
Coding region: 840-2621 (593 amino acids)
Biological process (GO): intracellular protein transport
Cellular component (GO): cortical actin cytoskeleton
Molecular function (GO): small GTPase binding; actin binding; myosin binding
Source: RefSeq, a predicted model, not a curated record